Messenger RNA from Dermacentor andersoni, 3283 nucleotides. Its product is annotated as endothelin-converting enzyme homolog. The record is from RefSeq and is a predicted model, not a curated record. Gene Ontology annotation, biological process: protein processing. Gene Ontology annotation, cellular component: plasma membrane. Lineage: Eukaryota; Metazoa; Arthropoda; Arachnida; Ixodida; Ixodidae. Gene Ontology annotation, molecular function: metalloendopeptidase activity.
AUGGACGACUUCGCUGGAGAAAGGCUCUCAUGGAAUGAGCUGACCGAGCCACCACGAGGGAGGUCACUGCCAAGGAGCGCCGCACUCGAUUCACCGGAAAGUGCCUCACUAGCAAGAGCAGUUCCCGGCCGAUCGGUCACGUCGGUGCGAGGUGUCCUCACGGCGAAAAGACGCUACCGGAUUUCGGCACCUCGAGAGCGCGUUGAAAGAACGACGUCGACGGCUCUGUUGCUCGAGCAACAACGGCUGUUUGGCCCUUCCGCUACGUCACCGUCUACAUGGUCAGCGGCAUCGCGGUCACCAACGCCGUCCGAGCUGUCGAAGGAAUGGACUCCUCUGCUUCGGCCGAGUAAGGGACCACCACCACCUCUUCCAAAGCCGGGAGUGACGUUCGCCUUGGCUGCUUCGACGACGGUGGCGAGCGGCCGGCCUUAUGAUAAGACGUCCACAAUGCCACCGGUGGGUGACAGUCUCUCUAAAAAGAUUGUCGACGAUGAUAUUGGCACCGCCCUUGUCCCAUCGAGGAAAACGCAUCAAGCAAAACGGGCUCAGUUUCCGCACGCAGCGUCAAUGCCUUCGCUACUCAUGCCGAACGAGGAUGCUGUUCGCAUCGACUUCGAAGACCAGAGGAAGCUUCGGGUAGACAGCUACUUCUCCGACGAGAGUCACCGGACCAGAUUGCCUGCGUUGCCUUGCAACACGCCCGUAGGGAUGACGCCGAUCGGCCGGCGACCAACUCUGGUCGAGCCCGUCUGGCAAGCUAGCGCGAGCCACUUGAAACUUAUCGCAGCGUCGACAGCAUUCUGCGCGCUAAUCGUCGCCAUCAGCGUUGUCGCAGACUCGAGCUUCCCGCACUGCGAGCACCCGAUCACGUGCUUCAACCUCACGCGCGAGCUGGAGGCCAGCAUCGACGCCAGCGUGGACCCGUGCUCGGACAUGUACGAUCACGUUUGCGGACGCUGGUCCGAGCAAUACCCCGGAAAGCGACACCAAUUCGCGCUUCUAAACGAGAGACUACGUUUCGUUCUCUUCCGAGCGGUCGAGGAGUCGCGCGACCAGAAGAACGCCGCGGAGAAGGCUGGCCUAGCCUUGGCUUCGUGCAUGAGAGUCUGGAGCAGCGGAGACGUCGACAACACCGGCUCCAUCAGCGACGUACUCAACCGACGCGGCCUCAUCUGGCCGGCGACAACGAACGUGGCUGUGCGAGACGUAUUUCGCCAACUGGUCGCCUUCACCCUGAAGGACGACAUCAGCGUCUUCUUCGCCCUCAAGGUGUUCACCCAUCUGAAGGCGGGGGACAAGUACACGUUCGAGUUAAAGUACCCCCAGCUCAUAAUGGAGCCCAUUCUCGACCCCGAAGAGCUGCAGACCUGCAUCAGGACCUACAACAGCAGCGUCGAUGUCACGGGACUCGCGAUGCAAAUAAUAAACCUGGAGCUGGACUACGCCACGAGCACGGCGGUCAACUCGGCCUACGACUACUCACCCAAGUACCACAAGUUCGGCGACAUCGAAGCAAUGUACAACUCCUCAAUCGUCAGUACCGACUGGUGGCUGGACGCUAUCAACGAACACUUGCCGAGCGACGCCGCUGUUGGUUCGGACAGUGUCUUCCUGCUCUACGACAAGUUUGCCCUGUCUUCGGUCACUGACAUUCUAUCCGUAUAUUCGGACAGGACUAUGAACCUGCAGAAUUUCAUUGGAUGGAAGAUAGUUAGGUACCUUUCCUACGGGGCCUCCAGCAAGCUGUCCACUUGCGACUUCCGCGACGAACGGGGCAACUGGACUUUCACGUUCCCCGUGGCCCUGAAAUACUGUAUAAGAUACGUGAACGAGAUCCUUCCUUACGGCCUCCUGACACUACAACUUUCUGGCAUACUAGCGGGCAGCGAAAUUCCUUACGCCCGAAAUAUGACAAACGAUAUACGGCGUGCCAUAGAAAUCUCCUACAACUUCUCCUGGCUGGACGAGCAGUCGGCGGCGGGGGCGGUUCGACGACUUCGGGACAUCCACGCUAUCAUAGGCGGACCGAGCAGACUUCUUUCGCGGGGAGCAGUGGAUGCUCACUACAGACACAUUCCUGGCGUGUACAAAGAAAGUUUCGUUAACUGGCUCGUGGACUCCUACCGAGCAGUCGCCGAGAGCAAGAUUAAGCUCGUUUAUCCACCCAGUCACCCCGAUUACCGCUCACCGAGCCGCGACGACUGGGAACUGACCGAAGACACCGUGAGCGCAUUUUACCUGCCGCCAUAUCACCUAAUCUACGUGCCGGGAUCACUCCUAAUGCCACCAUUUCAGAGCGAUUCGGCUCCCGACUCGUUCAACUACGGAGGCCUCGGCAAGGUCAUCGCCCACGAACUGACGCACGCCUUCGACCCGAAGUACAUCGAUGUAAAUUACGCUCGCGAGCCGGACGUUUUCUACACGCCGCAGAUCAAAGAGAAGUUCUUGGCCAAAAUCGACUGCUUGAUUCUUCAGACGAACGCGAUGUCCCAGGAUCUGUUCGUUGGCGAGCGAACCAUUACUGAGUCCUUCGCCGACAACUCUGGUACGGAGCUGGCCUACCUGACCUACGCGGCGCUUGCCGAAGCGAGACGUAAGGAUGGCGUGGCUGGUUUUACGGCAGACCAAAGUUUCUUCGCUGCGACUUGUUUCUUUUUGUGUGGCGCGGACGGCGAGAAGCGGGUCGAGAACUCGGUCUACCUGUCUCUCAAGGCUCGCUGCAACCAGCCCUUGAUGAACACGGAACAGUUCGCCGAAGCCUUUCCGUGCGCGGUGGGAGCUCCGAUGCGCCCGCGGAACCGCUGUGACAUUCACACGCCCAGAAUGAUGUCAAGACGGUGAGGGUUUCUUGCGCCCUACUUGAGUGCUGCAGUUUCAUAGUCGUCUUGAAUGUUUCUCUUAGCUUCACUUUAAGUCAUGUGCUCGGCACUCUCUUUCAAAGAACGUGCUUCGAUGUACUCGUAUACGCGGAUGUGGAGGUAUUGCUCCAAAUAGAAAACGUUGAUAGACAUUACAUGACUGUUGCGUGGUCUUUUGCGCCUCUUCCACGUAUGCUUAGCCUGCCUACUUGAAAACAGUCAACACAUGCGCUUCAUUUUUGUGCGCGUUCAAUGACUCCCCGCGGGACUUGUAUCCACAGGCGCACGUCUUGUGUGUAAGAACUCAGUGCUCCAUUGCUUGUGCUCGUUCUGUUGUCUGUAACUUCCAUCUUUCCGUAGAAUGAAAAUGUCUUAUAGCGUACGGCGAGAAGCACGAGUGUGUGGCAAUAAAUCUCCGUUUU